Eurytemora carolleeae is the source of this 1661-nucleotide messenger RNA. Its product is annotated as protein amalgam. Gene Ontology annotation, cellular component: axon; neuronal cell body; plasma membrane. The transcript has 14 exons. Gene Ontology annotation, molecular function: axon guidance receptor activity; protein binding. Bases 89 to 1198 code for a protein of 369 amino acids. Lineage: Eukaryota; Metazoa; Arthropoda; Copepoda; Calanoida; Temoridae. The record is from RefSeq and is a predicted model, not a curated record. Gene Ontology annotation, biological process: homophilic cell-cell adhesion; synapse organization.
GGUUUGGAAGUUUGGGAACAGGGUGCUCACAGCAGGAAAUCUUAGGAUUAAACGAGAUCACAGGAUACGACUAGUGUACACUGACUUGAUGUUGAGUAAUCUGACUGUAGAAGAUGCUGGGCAGUACACAUGUGAGGUUGAAACAGAUAUAGAAAAUCCAUUGAUUCUCACGCAUCAACUUGACAUACUGGUGCCUCCAACGAUCGAAGAAUUGAAUGCUCCUGGAGAACUACAAGUGAUGAAGGGAUCUUCCAUCACUUUAAAGUGCCGAGCUAAAGGAUUCCCAGUGCCGAAGAUUGAAUGGAGUAGGAGUACCGGAAGUAUACCCCUGGAACUGUUCUCCUAUGACCGAAGUUUUCUCACGAUAACCAACCUUACUAGACAAGAUGGCGGUGAGUAUGCGUGUACUGCAGAAAAUGGUGUCGGGUUCCCAGACAGACAUGUUAUUAGAAUCAAUGUGAAACAUUCUCCUGAGGUCAUUCCUGUAACACAAGUUGUAUACACGGGAAUAGGAGAACCAGUGGAACUCUCAUGUACAGUGUACGCCAGUCCAACUGGAAGUAUGACAUGGUACCACAACUCAAUGGUUCUGGAUCACGAUAACAAUACCUUCUUCAGAUCUAAGGGAUCUGUGCAUACUCUGUUUAUAUCUGAAGUAAAACUGGAGACUCUAGGAAACUAUACUUGCUUAGCUAGCAAUGUUUAUGGUCGAGGAGAGACCACAAUACAGCUCACAGGUAUCCCUGAGCCCCCCAAAUACUGCCCUGAACUGAGUGGAGAGUGGAAUAAUGGAAUCUAUUUACUAGCCUGGACCUGCUCUAGUGCAACUGCCGUUAUCAAGUAUAGACUUCAGUAUAGACGAUUCCAGGGGAAGCACUCAGUCUCCCAGGAGCCUUGGUUCAAAAUAGAAAUCUCGGAAGAAUCUCAAGAUACUAGUUUGUACUCAAUGCAGUACUCCUUAGAACAUCUCUCGGCCUGGGUUACUUACGAAGCCACGAUUGAAGCAUACAACAAGUUUGGGUGGAGCUACCCUUCCCAACCCUUCAACUUUACUCCCAACUCAGGUGGAGUAUCUAAACCGGCAGUGAUUUCAACACAACCUAAAACUCAGUCAAUGACAUCAUUUGGGACCCAAGUUAGCCCCUUUGCUGUAAUCAUUCACGCCAUUCUUCUUGUAAUUUUAGUUUUAAAUCGGUAAUUUAACAUUCAAAUUGGUUUUAUCAAAUCAUAUGUUGCUCAAAUGGAAUCACUCUUACAAAUAAAAAUCAGUCUGAUUUGACUCUGAAAUGUACCAACACUUUUACAGCUAAUAUAGAAAAAAAAACCUUUUUGAGCUAAAAUUGUAAAUAUGUACAAAAAUAAAUGUUUAAAGUGUUUAAGUGCCAAAAUUAUUAAAUGGGUUAUGUCACAUGUUACGCAAUAUCUAACCUCUUUUUACCCAAUUUAAACUAACCUUUUCGUAAUUUAAACUUUAAAAUUAAACAUUUCAAGAAUUUGUUGUGUUCCAUUUCGAUCUACUUUUUUUAUUAAAUACUAGCUAAAAAACCCGGCGUUGCCCGUAAAAAAAAAAUAUGUUCAGCCCAUUCGGUCCAGCCGUUCGGCCGGCCAAAGGGAACAUAUAUAUACGAAUGUCUUGUCUAAUAAUUGCACAUUUAACAUAA